UAAUCAGCUAACAAGAAAAUUCAAACAAAAGAAAAGGAAAAGGGGCGAAGAAAAAGGAGAACGAGAACAAAUUAUUUACGGAAAAUUAGCCACAAAGGACAAAGAGUCUCAUCCAAAUUCCAUGACAAGAUUUAUCAGUGUCAUGUUCCUAUUUGGACACUUUUAUAUCACUUGUCAAAAGAUUUGUUUGAUCUUCCCGAGUAUACUCUCCUAAAUUAGGUAAAAAAUCAGUUUCACAAUAAGAUGAAGAGUUUACUAUAUAGUAAAUACUAUACUGUAUUAAACUAAAUAUUUAUUCUGUUCACUAAUACAAUUGUAUUUUGUUCCCAUGGAAUCCCGUAUCCCAACUUACCAAAUUAAUGUUUAAUGGGUCGGUCAAUUAUGGUACAUUUAGUAGACCAGCGUGGACCUAUAUAAAUCAGAUGGAAGUGGAAUGUAUUGGAUAACAAAGUUGUCGCAAAAAUCUUUCAACUCUCCAUGCAAAGAGAGAAGAAUUUCUAUAGACAAUGUCCUAAUUAAUUACAAAAUUUACAUAUCACUACGAUACAAGUAGAGAUAGAUUUCUCAGACUUGGUGAACAUAAUUACAAAUCCUCAACGUUUGAUUUUGAGUUAGUUUCAUUUCACCUUUUACGAGAUAGUUUUUUUGGGAUUUUGCAUCUCAUAUAUUUUUGCAGAUCCAAGAAUAUGUGUGUAUUCUCUUGCCAAAGAAGCGAAAAGUAGUGGUGUUCUCUUUUCUCAUAUAUAUCAGAUUUGGUUGAAGCGGAUUUUUUCCUAGAACAAUUCAACCUCAACUGCCACUUGAUUUUAUAAAUUGGAUGUCAAAAAAUUUCAAAUUGUAUUUAUUGAAUAUAUUUUAAAUCUUUAAAAAAAAAUUGCGAUGUCGUGUGGCUAAUGAAUAAGAGAUCUUUGGCAUUUCAAGGUGAAUGAAAAUAGUGUGUCGGUAGCCCUAUGCAUUCACUUAAGUAAACCUUGACGAGAGCAAUGGCAUCUCGUCUGAUGGUGGUUAUGGUGUUGGUGCAUGAAACUUCUCUGAUAUAUUGUAGGCUACCGUCACAUUUCAAUAUUUAGUCAGUAAUUCAGAUAAAAAUAUUUCACAUCAUCACACACUAAAGAGAGCAUGAUAAAAAACAUUAACUCCACUUGUUGGUAUACGUUGGUCGUUGGGACGCAUGUUUGGAAUGCCCUCUAAAGAAUUACUAUUUGGUAAAAAUUGCACAAUGUCCACUAAAACUUAUGUGUAACUUUUCGCCAAUCGAUGAAUUCGUUUCAGGAUAUAGUGAAUUCGCCAAUCACUGGUCCAACGGCAUUUCUUGAUCUAUGUACAUCCACAGGUACAUCUUUUCAUAUACUACUAAUUAAAUUGUUAGUCUAACAUAGAUCACUGUUGAAUAUUUGUAUUUUCACAUGACGGUCAUAACUAUCAUAAAUUUGAAAUUGAUCUAUGCGGUGCAAACCUAUCAAUUUCUUUUAUUUUGUUGAGAUAGCCUUUAUGUCAGAUGUUAAGUAUAUGUAUUUUUACCCUCUUUAAUGUGCAUAUUAAAAUUAAUCACAAUUUUUUUUCCAUUAUUUUGGGCAUUUUCCACCCUCGUGAUAAGUUCAUCCAUCUUCAAGUCUGUUGCUCGUUUCUUCAUCGACAUUAAUUCAGUCAUUUGGUCAGUUCAUGAUAUUUAUCCAUUCUCUUGAAAGCAUUUUAGAGCUCUCUGAAGAACAGUGUUCCUUUUUUUUUUUUUUUGUCACUAAAACAAACGACAUAUUAGAUUGAUACCUAACUCACCAAGCGACAUAUUAAAUUAUUCUACUUGUUUGGCCCAGCUCAAAAAUGAACUAUUUCAUAUUUUAUGUUUUCUGACUCUUCCGACUUGGAUUCUCAGGACGUCUUCAGAUAACCACACUAUAGUCCAUGAUCCCCUAACCAUACUUUGGAAAGUUCAUGUUGCUCACUAGCAUUGAGCCCACCUUGUAGAAGAACAUCACGGAUCUCCCAUUUAUCCUACAAUAGUUUAAGAACACGAUUGUGUACCCAAACAUAUACUAUCCAUUGUCUUGGAAGAACAAUUAAUAUUCAAUUUUUGGUUAGUUAGUUGGUUUGGUUUGACUCAGCUCCCGCCUUUCGUGUAACUCAUUAAAGAGGAAACCAUGAAAAGAUUGUUGAUCUCAACCAUAUUUUACGACAAAUUGAAUUCUUAGUUAACGAACUCAUAUAGGACCGAGGAAAGGAAAACUUAAUACUAUAGAAUAUGAAUUUAUAUCUUUCUGUUACCGUAGGUUUCAGACUCUGCUUUGGUAAUUUAAUUAUAUGUCGAUGAAUCAUAGUUUUAUGUCACAGUAGAACAUUUUUGAUUUAGCAAACACUAUACAUUAUUUUUGGCGCAAAAAAUCUCUGAAUCUUGAUCUAGAAAAUUAUGCAGGUUUUUAAAAACAGUUUAAUGAAAAUAAAUCAAGAGUUGAUCCAAAUGUUAAAAAUCUAGUCAAUGGUCCCCAAUUGCCAACGGCUCCUUUGGACUCUCCGCUUUAGGGCCCUCCACGCCUUCAUAAAUUCCAACGCUAAUAAACUUUCAAAAGAUUACAUUUUUAAUUCCCCCAAGUGAACGCUUUCUGCAUUCCCAACGCCUUAUUUUAGAAGCUUCCUCGAGACACUCAACUUAACUACUUGUCUUCAUCUCGAAUCUGUCUUUCCUUAACUUUUACACUCUGUUUUGUAUUCUUUCCUUUUUCUCCGACACGUUUCCAAGUUUAGAGGAUGAAACACAAAACAGUUCAAGGACUCGCAGUUCUGUUCUUUUUACUGGUCGUCGUUAUAUCAAAACCUUCUAAAAAUAGAUAAAACAAACACACAGUUGCACUGAAUUUCUGUUUCUUCAUCGUUACCUUUGUCUUAACACCAAAAAUUAGUAUCUUCAGUUAGUUACAAAAAAACGAACUUUUCUUCCUUUUUUUCUUCUUCUUCUUUCCCCUUUUGGAGAGAGACAAACAUAUUCACAAGAUCGAGAUCCGAUCAAAGAUGAGUCUUUAUGUUGUUUGUCUUCCUCUUCUUGAUCGUUAACGAAAUGGCGUCUUCUCAGUUAGAGAUCGCCUCUUUGCGAUCUAACUUCGGAUGCAUCAUCCUCAGAGACCGCAACCAAAGGCAGAACAACCACGACGCCGUUUUCAAAAAGAAGAACAAAAGCCGUCUUGGGUCGCCGGAGAAACCACGUACCGGCAAAGGAAAUAACUUUUCCGACAGCACGAAGAGAAACGACAAACGUGGAGGAGCUUCUUCUCUUGUGCAGAUAUGGGAGGCGAGGCUGAACCGAUCUAGCACCGGAAACUCAUCGCCGAUUCAAGAAGAAACCAACCUUUCGGCUCCAUCUACCGACGGAGAGUCUGAAUCAGAGAACGUGUCUAAGAAUAAUGAUCCAACGGUGGAGGUUGAAUCCGGUGCUCUCGGUACGGUUCCUGAGUCCGGAGAGAGCAAAUGGGGCAGAGUCGCUGAGAUUAUCCGGAAACUGAAGCUAACCGCCGGAGAUAAUGUUCGUGCCGCCGACGUGCUGAACAUUAAAACGCCGAAGCAGGAGAAAAGUAGUUUUCGGGCGGUUACUUGCUCGCCGCGUCUACGAGGACGGCAAGCGUUCUCCGAUUUGCUUAUGCGUUUGGAACGCGACCGUCAUCGCGAACUGGAGUCGCUUGCUGGACGCAACGCAGUUUCUAAGUUUUCUCAACGCGGUCGUCUCCAGUCAAUGUUGCGGCUAAGGACUCUCAAACGCGGCUUAUUGAUUCAAGACCGUCAUCUUUCUAGCGCAGAAACACCUGAUCUGAGUCGCUUUGAAUUUGGUUCUACAGUUCUUAACCUAAGGGAAAGAUUCGGGGCAAACGCCACUUCUGAAGCAGAACGGAAGAAGAGACAAGAAACUACCUUAGAAACAGAGAGAAGUACCGAGAGCAUGAAGCCAAAAGACACUACUAUUCUUCUAGAAACGUCUUCCGCAGAGCGGUUUAGCCAUCGAAACCACAAGAUAGAGGAAGCAAACUCACGCAAGAAAGAAACCGAACCAAAGAUGAGUUACCGUCAGCUGCAAGAAGCUUUGAAAAGAAAAAUUGAUAACACAAGCCCCCACACCAUCGUAACUCUUCAAGAACCGCGUACACCGGAGAAGGAAAUGGCGAACAUUGUGGAAAGCCGUAAAAAUGGAACUCAUGAAACACCGUUCCUUGAGUCGCAAGAAACGUCGUUUGUAUGGGAAUAUCAAGAAGAGUAUGAGGAUGAACAAUCUUAUUAUGGAGAAACGAGCAACGACUGGUUUACUGAAAUAUCUCGGCCUCGGACUUACUGGGAAGAUCUGAGGAAAUCGCGCUACUUGGAAGUGAUGAACACUCGAUCUGACAAAGACGAUAUAUGCAGACUCCUUGAGAGAAGAACAGUUUCUGAUUUCCUCCAGAGCGAAUUGCGAGAGAAGAUCGACAAGCUCAUGAUGUCCCGUGUUCAGACACAUCCGGUUCAGAGAAUUGAGGAAGCUGGUAAAGAGGAACAAGAAUGUGACAUAGGCCAAGGAGAAGAUGAAGACGACGAAGAAGUCAGAGAUGACUUGAGCCACACGUCAUCGCAGUUAUUUGCCCCAUCACCGGCAGGAUCAUGGAGUUCUCAGGACAUAGGAGUUUCUUCCACACCUGACUUAUCACCACUGCACACUCCUCAAUCCACUGAGAUGGAGAUUAUAAGCGAGUUGAGAUCACAGAUCUUACAGCUCCAGCUAGAUAUGUCGGAGCUACGUGACUCUGUCAAAACGUGUUUGGACGUAAACGCUACCCUUCAAAAGUCAGUUCACCGCGAAAAUCCCCUGAAACGCAAAUGCUGCGUUUGUAACGCAUCGCAAGUUGAAACACUUCUAUACAGGUGCGGACACAUGUGCACAUGCCUAAGAUGCGCAAACGAGCUACAAUGUAAUGGCGGGAAAUGCCCUAUUUGUCGUGCUAAGAUUCUAGACGUUGUUCGCGUCUUCUUCGAUUCAAGCACCUAAACAACUAAUGAAACCAACGGUUCAAAACGCUAACAAUACUUCACCUUAACCUUACACACGUUUGUUUGUUGUAUAACCCACCCUUUUUUCUUCCUUUGUUUGCUUUUACGUUUGACUGGAGGGCGUUUGCAUUUCGGAUCUGCCUCAGAGAUUCAUAUCAACUCUUUUCUUGACGUUGAAGUUUUCUUCUUCUUGUAAAGACACAUAUACCUUUUUACUUUCCUUCCAUCAAGUUUGUACGAUGUUGAAAGGUUUAGUAUUUACCGUUUA
Messenger RNA from Brassica rapa (field mustard), 5266 nucleotides. RefSeq lists its product as uncharacterized. The record is from RefSeq and is a predicted model, not a curated record. Lineage: Eukaryota; Viridiplantae; Streptophyta; Magnoliopsida; Brassicales; Brassicaceae.